Danaus chrysippus (African queen) is the source of this 687-nucleotide messenger RNA. The record is from the annotation of a GenBank genome assembly. Lineage: Eukaryota; Metazoa; Arthropoda; Insecta; Lepidoptera; Nymphalidae.
AUGUCGACUUCUAGACGUGGUAAAGACAAGAUCGUUUACAAAGGUUUCACCUACAGCUCUAAGCAGAACACAAAAUACUGGUACUGUUCCACUCUCAACACCUGCAAAGCUAAACUUCACCUGGACCAAACUCUGAAGAUAAUCGGGGCUUUUACUGAUCACAAUCAUCCCCCACCUUCCUUAGUGAGAUUAAGAAAUGACUACGACUAUGAAAUAUCAAGAUCAAGUCGGGGGAAAGAUUUAUUGAUAUUCAAAGGUUAUACUUAUAAUAGAUACAAUUACGAAGUUAUUAGAUCAAAGAAAGGGAAGGAUCUAUUGGUUUAUAAAGGUUUUACCUACUAUCUGCGACGAGCGACUAAGUUAUGGUACUGCUCCAUCCUCAAGAACUGUAAAGCGAGGGUCCGAAUGGAAAAUGCUAAGAUAGUGGAAGCCAACGAUCACCAUUCACACCCACCACCGAGGUUAUACCGAGCCCCGAUUAAGUUCAUGUUGUCUCGUAAUGGCGAGAGUCUCAUGAAGUUGGGGGAUUUUACUUUUACCAGAAUGCUGUUCACGGGUGGAACGUGGUGUUGGUCUUGUUACACUCACAACAACCACGGCUGCAAGGCCAGGGUGUACACCGAGCGACACAAGUUGAUAUACACCAAGAAUUACCACAACCAUCCACCGACUGAAUUUUUUGUAUGA